Messenger RNA from Sorghum bicolor (sorghum), 1747 nucleotides. Its product is annotated as transcription factor MYB74. Lineage: Eukaryota; Viridiplantae; Streptophyta; Magnoliopsida; Poales; Poaceae. The transcript has 3 exons. The record is from RefSeq and is a predicted model, not a curated record. Bases 298 to 1422 code for a protein of 374 amino acids.
UCCUCUUCCUUUCUAGCUCAGUUUCACACACCCCCUCCCUGUAGCUCGAGCGCAACGCAACGCAACGACGCUCCCGCCUCCAGGCCUGUGUCCUGCUCGAUCGGUCUGAUCUGCGGCUACAGCGCCGAUAAGCUCGUGUAGCAGCGAGACAAACCAGGCCUUUUUUUUUCGCUCGACACUAGUCCUUUCCCCACGGGCGCGAGCACGGGCUCCGUCGUCGUCGUCCCAAGCCCUUCCUGCAGCUUCGUCUGCUACCUCUGCUGGUCGACCGGUUGAUCCAGGUCCAGGCAACAAUCGAUGGGGCGCGCGCCGUGCUGCGAGAAGAGCGGGAUGAAGAAGGGGCCGUGGACGCCCGAGGAGGACGAGAAGCUCAUCGCCUACAUCAAGAAGCACGGCCAGGGCAACUGGCGCACCCUCCCCAAGAAUGCCGGGCUCGCGCGGUGUGGGAAGAGCUGCCGGCUGCGGUGGACUAACUACCUGAGGCCGGACAUCAAGCGCGGCCGCUUCUCCUUCGAGGAGGAGGAGACUAUCAUCCAGCUCCACAGCAUCCUCGGCAACAAGUGGUCAGCGAUCGCGGCGCGGCUGCCCGGACGGACGGACAACGAGAUCAAGAACUACUGGAACACGCACAUCCGCAAGCGCCUGCUCCGCAUGGGCAUCGACCCCGUCACCCACGCGCCGCGCCUCGACCUCCUCGACCUCUCCGCGCUCCUCAAGCCCGCCGCCGCCGCCUACUACCCCACGCAGGCCGACCUCGACACGCUCCGCGCCUUGGAGCCGCUCGCCAACUACCCGGACCUCCUCCGCCUCGCCUCCACCCUGCUCUCCUCCGGCCCGCCCGCGAUCGGCGACCACCACCAGAACGGCCAGCUCCUGCCGUGGAUUCUGCAGGCGCAGAUGGCGCAGCAGGCGGCGGCUGCCAUGGCGCAACAGGUGGCGCCGCCGCCGCAGCAGCAGGCCGAGCAGUUCAUGCAGGCCGGAGCCGCGUGCCAAAUGCCGGACCUGGUCCACAUGAACUCGAACCCGACGACGGUGCAGCAGCAGCUCGCGGCCGCGCAUCAGGACAUGGCCGCGGCGGCUUGCCACAGCAUGCAGCCACCUAAUAAUACGGGCUACGAGGUCGACAGCCUGGACGUCCCGGCGCUGAUGCAGAUGGUGCAGGCCGCCGACGCGUCGAACCUGCAGCAGUGGAGCAGCACGGUGACAAGCAGCAGCAACAACAACAACAACAACAACAACAACGUCGGCUCCGGCGUGUCCACACCGUCGUCCAGCCCGGUGGCGCGGUUGAAUCACUCCACCUCCACCACCACCACGACGUACGGCGGCGCGAGCGCGAGCACGAGCAACGACGCCGCCGCCGCCGCCGCGCUGUUCAACAUGCAGCUGUCUGAGCUCCUUGACGUGAGCGACUACAUGUAACAACGACGGCCAAAAAAAUUCACAGGAGCACGGGGACCUGCUGAUCCGUGGAAACUAGGUCCAACACUUCAUCACGUACCGCAACGGGCGGCAAAACGAAAAUCUAUCUCAGGACGGACACGGACGCAUUUUUGUACAGGAUUUGUUGUUGCACCUCCUUUAUCCAGUUGUUCGUUCAUGAUCGAUCAGUGAUUAAUUACUGUUUAGAAGCUUCCCAGAAUUUCUACUACUGUAAUUUUCGUCUAUUCUUUCUUUCAAUUAGCUAGACUUGUGGUGCGUGUCAGUGUGGGGAACCACGUACGGCGAAUUCGAAGGUGUCCUGGCA